Molecule: messenger RNA, 1608 nt
Organism: Alosa alosa (allis shad)
Lineage: Eukaryota; Metazoa; Chordata; Actinopteri; Clupeiformes; Clupeidae
Gene: dio2
Product: iodothyronine deiodinase 2
Exons: 2
Molecular function (GO): thyroxine 5'-deiodinase activity
Source: RefSeq, a predicted model, not a curated record
UUUGUCCCGCGCAGGGAAUGAUUUACGGUAUAAAAAGACACAGCGACAGAGACGGUUUCUCACCGGAGAGGAACAGUAAUUACAGGGGGCAGGGGAAAGUUUGACAACCUUGCUCUUGGCUGGUCUGAAGUCUGCAUUCUACUACACUACUUCUCUGCAGAGGGCAGUUGUAUGCACCCAAAGUUACACCGUGGCGCAAGUGAGGAUCCACCCAAAUUUACUUUCCAAGUCAUUAAUGAGAGUUUGUAACAACAACCGGUUGGGGAAGAAGACCGACGGCCAAAAUGUGCAAGAAAAGGUGAACUUACAAGAUUCAAGAGUGGACGCGCCACCCGCGAAUCGGAAAAUGGGCAUGCUUAGCGUGGACCUGUUAGUGACUUUGCAGAUCCUGCCGGGGUUCUUUUCAAACUGUCUGUUCUUCGUACUCUACGACUCGGUGGUGCUGGUGAAACGUGUGGUAUCACUUCUGAGUUUUUCGGGGUCGGCGCCCGUGGGCGAGUGGCAGCGCAUGUUAACCUCAGCCGGCGUGCGCUCAAUAUGGAACAGCUUUCUCCUGGAUGCCUACAAACAGGUCAAGCUCGGCAGCGAGGCACCCAACUCCAAGGUAGUGAAGGUCAACGGUCUGAGCAGCCGAUGUCGCAGCCCCACCAGCGACCCCCAGGACGUGUGCCGCCUCCUCGACUUCGAGUCGUCCGACCGCCCUUUAGUGGUCAACUUUGGCUCGGCCACCUGACCCCCCUUCAUUAGCCAACUGCCCAUUUUCCGGCGGUUGGUUGAAGAGUUCUCCGAUGUGGCGGACUUCCUCCUGGUCUACAUCGACGAGGCACACCCCUCCGAUGGCUGGGCCGCCCCUCCCAUGUCGCCCUGCUCGUUUGAAGUGAGGAAGCACCGCAGCCUGGAGGAACGCGUCCUGGCUGCCAAGCAGCUCCUCGACCAGUUUUCCCUGCCCCCGCAGUGCCAGCUCGUAGCCGACUGCAUGGACAACAACGCCAACGUGGCCUACGGCGUGUCGUACGAGAGGGUGUGCAUCGUCCAGAAGAAAAAAAUAGCCUACCUGGGAGGAAAGGGUCCCUUUUUCUACAACCUGAAAGAAGUCAGGCACUGGCUUGAACAAAGUUAUGGGAAGCGAUAAUUUCCAGCCAUGAGAGAGAGAGUGAAAGAGAGAGUGAGAGAGUUGCAGAUCUCCUUCCUUAAAAAGAGAGAGUAAUUUAUUUUUGUACAGUGGUGAAAACAAGGAAGGUGUAAUGCACUCAGAGCUGCGUGGUGACCUUAGUGAAGCCAAGUUUAACGUAACAUCCUGCAACCACCAACAGUUCAUCAGAAGAAAACGGACACUCUCCACAACCUUCAAAUGACAUGGAUUGUGUUGUAAAUGGACAAAGUCCAAGCUGGACAUAGCAAACUCAAAGCGUACUCCUAAUGCACUAUCGAUAACUAUACAACAUAACAUUCACUAUUAAUGUCUUUCAAAAUAUUUCUAGUCAAAAUCUCAACGCUACAGAAUGCCACACAAAUUACCCUUUGAAAAGAAAAACCAAAUUGCUGAACAGAGAAAAAGCACAACUACCCAGCUUUUAUACAAAAAAAGAGAUAAAUUAAUUUAUUUUA